Messenger RNA from Gongylonema pulchrum, 666 nucleotides. NCBI's taxonomy places the organism in Eukaryota, Metazoa, Nematoda, Chromadorea, Rhabditida, Gongylonematidae. The record is from the annotation of a GenBank genome assembly.
GCGGAAUUGUCAGAGGGCGCACGACGUGCGGCGGAACGCGAAAUGGAUGAACGCGAUAAUUUGCUGGACGAAGAUGCUUUACUUUAUGAGAGGGAAGAUGAGGACAUUGGACGGCGUGCGCGAAUUCGACGUCGAAGAGAUGAAUCGGAGGGUGGGCAAAUGGAAGUGGCUGGCCCCGAGGAGGAGGAGGAAAUUCCCAUUGAUAUUUUGGAAAAUUUACGAGGAAGAUCGACACGUCAGCAUGUUUCUGAUGAAGCUGUGGGUAGAGAAAUUAUAAGACGCUUCAAGAGUUUCAUCCGUGGUUUCAAAGAUCCAAAAUCUAAAAAGCUGAAAUAUCUCGAAGCAGUCAACUCGAUGGUGGCAGAAAAUCGCGAGUCGUUGGAAGUGGAUUAUGAUGAUUUGGCCAGUGAAAGUGGCGAGCAAAACAUCUGUUACUUUCUGCCAGAAGCACCUCUGCAGGUUCUUGGCUAUAUGGACCGCGCAGUGACCGAAGUGACUCUGUCGAUCUUUCCGUUCUUUCCUCGCAUCGCUCCUGAAGUUAAGGUAUGGUACCUUGGUUUCGAAAUUUUAUCGCUUGCUGUCCCACCACUGUGUUUCUCGCCAUCGGUGCUGCAACUAGUAAUGUUUCCAAUUUCCGUGGGUGCGUAUACGAGGGCUGCCUAUUGA